UCCUGUUUGAAAGAAAAAAAAAAUUCCUCAGAACUCUGUGGGUGUGUGUCAGGAAGUUAUGAAAUGGGUUAUAAAUAAGUGUGUAAAUGUGAAAGUGGUGAUCUCUGUAGAAGUCGUCUUAACACGAUACUAGUGUGUCCAUGCCAUGCAGAACCACAGCAACUUAAACUCCACCAGCGAGACUACAGCUUACCUGGUCAGCAGUGGCCUGAUGGGUCUUUGCUUCAUGAUUGGAGUUCCUGGUAAUAUUGGAGUAAUUCUUUUCAUACUUCUUCGUUUCAAAAAGGUCAAUUUCACCGCUCAUCUGAUGCUGAAUCUGGCAGCUGCAGACAUCUUGUGUUUGAUAACCCUGCCUGUGUGGAUCUACAGUGUACUAGACAACAUUGACCGAGUAACCUGCAAGUUCUUCACAGCACUCGUCUACUGCAGCGCAUACUCAAGUGUGAUAACAGUAACUAUGCUGAGUGUGUAUCGUUGUUUACGGAUUCGACAUCCACAGUUGUGGUCCAGAAUGAGCAAGAGAAGAAAAAGAGUGCUGCUGAUCAGCAGUUGGGCUCUGGCACUGCUUUUCUCUUGUCCUGGUGUACUUACACAAGAGAUCGUUAAAGUUGAAUCCAAAAUGGAGUGUGAAAGAAUCCUCAAAUCAGAAGCCAUACUUAUUGUUGCUCUACUGGAGUCACUGCUUGGAUUUUUUGUUCCUUUCACAAUCAUGUUGACUUCAUAUUAUUGCUUAUACAAAACAGCCACACAGGGAGCAUUCAGACACAGACACAGACCGACUAAACUUGUCACACGGAUUGUCAUAGUUUUCUUCAUUUUUUGGGCUCCACACCAAAUAAUAAAAUUAGAGGAAAUUUGUGCAGCAUUUUUACAAUCAGAGACAGUUCUAUCUUUCAUCAGUGACAUUGCUGGAAGUCUUACAUUCAUCAACAGUUGUGUGAAUCCAUUCCUCUAUGCGUUUUCCUCAAAGAGUUUACAUAAACGCAAAAAGCCAGUGGAACCUGGGGUACCUAAAAGCUCACAACAUUUUAAGAGGGAUCAUUCCACAGCAGUGAACAGCUCACUAGAAGCCUCUGUGCCCAACACCUUGGACUAAAGAAUUAUGUCAUAUCAAUAUAUGCAGUAGAAACUGGACAAUGAUAGAAGGACCCUUUAAAAAUGCAUUUGGAUGAAUUUCAGAUAACUAAAUACGUAGCACUUUUGAAAGAUAAUUUGGUGAGUUUAUUACUUUAAUGUAUCUCUGAUGCACUGAGAAAAAUUGUAUUUUAUUAAAAUGAACAAUGAUCAUAAGUAUAAGCGAGAGCGAUACAGAUGAUUAAAUGUAAAAUUUGAAAAUUAAAAAUGGACAAUAUCCAAUCUGCUGAAAUUCUAAGAGAAUAGACUAAAGUCUGAGUACAGAGAUCUUCAAAGCAUGCAAUAAGAGAAAAAGGUAAAUAAGCCAUAAAGAGUAAAAUAUACAGUAUAGAGCAAUAUACAGUAUAGACUAGAGACUUAUAUCCUCUUACAGCUUCAUGGAAUGUUUAUGUCUGACUGAUUAAAUGUCAAAUUAAUUUCAUUAUCUAUGUGUUAUCAAAUUUCCCCCUACCUAAGGUGAAUUUAGUUCAGGACUAGGUCAUCUAUUAGGUAGAAGUAAGAUUAAAAAAAAUGGGAGACAUGGGUUGUAGUUUUACAUCCUUCUGGCAGAAACAACAGAGUUAAGCAAUCUUCUUGCAAAUACCAACUCUUGGAAAAGAACAUCUAGUAUAUAAAAAACAAAUAAAUAAAAUAAACAAAUAAUAAAAUAAAUUAGCAAAUAUCCUUGCAUAUAAAAUAUUUUUUGCAGAGAAUAAGUUUCCAACAUCCUGUCCAAACAUCACAAAAAUGUACCUAUUAUACUGUAUGUCAAAUAAAGGAAAUAUACUACAUCAAUGGAAUUUGAGUACAACUAGAAUUAUGAAUAUAAUGUAAUAAAACUAUAAAAGAAUAAAUCAUAAUGAAUAUACUGAAUGAUUGAAUAUUUAUUUAUUUAUUUAUUUAUCAGGGACAAUGCAGCGCACAUUGUUACAUACAUAAUUAUCAUAGACAAAGCCAUAACAAAAUGUGUAAAUGUGUUGCAUAAAAGGUUUCUAGCCAGUAGGCUAAUUUGCAACCCCAGUCGCUGGUCAGGCCUUUCUAAAAACAUAAAAAAACUACGUAGUGUAAACUACACAAUCAUGCAACAAAUACCUUAUAAACAUUAACAUUUUAUACAAUCCCGACCACAUUACACUAUACAACACAACACAACACAUCAUAUCCAGCACAGACAAUACAUUGCAGCAAAAAAUGAGUCAAUGUCCACAUAUUUGAUUUUCUUUCAGCCAGUGUUUCACCUUUCUAUUAAAUGUUUUCAGGUUGGUUUCUGUUUUUAUUUCCGUUGGUAAAUCAUUCCAAUGAAAGUAAUGUUGAGAUGCAUGCUAUUUUUGUUAUUCAUCAAUCAUUUUGUUACCUUUUAAGCAUUAUAAAUUUAAGAUGCUGCUUUAUUUUAAAAUGCAUUGUUUUGUGAUUUGAUGUAUCAGUCAUUAAGCACUUGUUGAGUGAACUGUUUUUAGGGACUGAAAGGGCUGUAUAGGCAUUUUCUGCUAGCAUUUAGUACUGUAGCAUCUAAUGACAGUACAUUAGCUUGCUUAUCUUUAAGCCAUGUGUGCGAUAAUGUUGAAAAAAGUACCUAUUAAUCACCUAUAAAUUAUAAAGAACACUAUUUUAAAAACAGCUAUGUUGUCAUGAGUACAACAGUAUCAGCUGAGUUCCUGUUUCUGUAUAUUUUUAUACGUUGUUCCUAUUUCCAAUCAGACCACAUGUAUUUCUCAGAAGACAGGGAAUAAGGCUGAUAUGGUUUGAGAUUACUAAUAAAAGCCGUCACAUUCUUUAAAAAA
Molecule: messenger RNA, 2894 nt
Organism: Cyprinus carpio (common carp)
Lineage: Eukaryota; Metazoa; Chordata; Actinopteri; Cypriniformes; Cyprinidae
Product: type-1 angiotensin II receptor-like
Biological process (GO): G protein-coupled receptor signaling pathway; immune response
Cellular component (GO): membrane
Molecular function (GO): G protein-coupled receptor activity
Source: RefSeq, a predicted model, not a curated record